CACUCCAGAGCUCAGAGCCACCCACAGCCGCAGCCAUGGCAGUGCCUCCUGCUCACCCUGGGCAUGGUCCUGGUCUGUAGCAUCCAGGCCAGUGACAUCCCCCAGACCGAGCAGGACCUGGAGGUCUCAAAGGUUUGAGGCGGGUGAAGGGGGCAUGUUACUGUGGGAGGCCUGGGGGCAGGUGGGAGCUGAAGGCAGGCGGGAAGCCCAGGAUCUCAGAAACCUAUAGGAAGUGCAGAGUGGACGCCAUGAUGUCAGGAACCCCUCAGCACCGCUCUCCAUCUUUAGGGUGGUCUUUCUGUUGCCCAGCAUCCCAGGUGACUCCCUCAAAAUUUGCACUUUGGAACUCUCAUGAUUUAGCACACACUGGUGGUUUUAAGUACAGGAAAUUCCAUAGCCCAGCGACUGAUAGACAGUAGACGGCCAUCCAGUGCUCACUGCACCCAUCCCAGUUAGACUCAGCCCUGACUGCAUGGUGUGCAACGAGAGCCACAGUGAGGCGGGGACCCCCAUGCAGCUGAAGGCCCCCUCAGUUGGCAGGAACCUGGCACUUCAUGGCCAUGGUGAGCAGCAACCUCUCCCUCCUGGGACCCAGGGAUGCCCCUCUGAGGAUCAACAUCACUUCCCUGAUGCCCACCCCUGAGGGCAACCUGGAGAUCAUUCUGCACAGAUGGGAGAACAACAGCUGUGUUGAGAAGAAGGUCCUUGCAGAGAAGACUGAAAAUCCAAAGAAUUUCAGGAUCAACUGUGCAGAUAUGGCCGUGAAUGAGGCUACGCUGCUCGAUACUGAUUAUGACAAAUUCCUGUUUCUCUGCCUGAAGGACACCGCUGCCCCCAAGCAGAGCACCAUGUGCCAGUACCUGGCCAGAUCCCUGGAAGCAGAUGAUGAGGUCCUGAAGGAAUUCUUCCGCGCUUUCAAGACCCUGCCUGUGCAGUUAUGGUUCCUCCUGGAAUGGUAUCAGGUGGAAGAGCCCUGCCCUGUCUAGGAGAGCUCCUGCCUGGUCCUGCCUGCUGGUGACCCGUGAGACUCAACAGCUCGCCUCUGCCUCCAGGAAGACCAGACCCCUGCCCAGCCACACCUCCAGCAUUGUACGACCUCCUCCUGCCCUUUCAAAGAAUGUCCACGGUGCAGAAGAUGACGACGUGGCCACCGUGUUCCGGUCCCUUCCUGCUGCGCACCUGCACCUCGGGCGUGGGGAGGCUGCUCCCUGGGGACUGUGUCUGGCAGAGAUGAUUAAUAAACCCAUACAACAUGC
Molecule: messenger RNA, 1256 nt
Organism: Callithrix jacchus (white-tufted-ear marmoset)
Lineage: Eukaryota; Metazoa; Chordata; Mammalia; Primates; Cebidae
Source: RefSeq, a predicted model, not a curated record